AAAAGAAAAACUAAACCUAACAAGACGUGUUUCGGCUGGUAAGAGCUGGAGCAUACAGGUUCCGGGAAAACAUCUAUUGAAGUUAAGCUACUGAAAGGGCAUUCACCAUUAAACCACAACCCCAUCCACUGCAUCGUUGCCUAGGAUACCGAUAAGUACAGUUGCUUCCAUGCGCCAGAAAAAAACCCCGCACAAAAUACAACACCUUACGCGUCAAACGAAGAUAACACGCACAAACCUCCCACCCCCGCAACACACACACACACGCACGCACACACACGCACACACACACACACGCGCACACACACACACACACACACACACAUUUCUCGGCGUACGUAUCUGAGCUCUGAGCUUGGGCGGAACGGUAUAAGGCCCCACUUCGUUUUGCAGACACUGCACCGUCUUACAGCGGCUCCGAGAGUAUUGUGAUGUGAAUAUUAAUGACGAUACACGAGGCAAUGCGCUCAUUCUUACGAUCUUAAUCAAUCUGAAAGGACAUUGGAUGAAGAGCAGCAUGGCAGAGCUUCCUGAUGAAACCGACAUGCUAACAGAACAAGAGAUCAAUGGCUCACUUACGCCUAACCCUCUGCCAGCAUCUCUGUGGAGAAGAAUGUGGAGAGCGAGCAUUACAGCUAUAGCAUAUCUUCUUCUAUACAUUCUCUCUCAAGUUACAGGUUUGUGGGUUCUUUACAUGCUGAAUGGAUACAGAGCUUGCCCAGCAGCAUAUAAAGUGUUGGGCCUCCUCCAGUACAUUCUGUCAAAUGCAGAGUCUUCUGACCAACAGAUGGAGAUUUGGAGAGUUGAGUGUGUAUGUCCACUAUUAGCAACACUGUUCCUCGGAGUAGUUAUCCUUGGCACUGGAGCAUUGUUCUGCAUUAGAACUUUGGUGCCUGGUAACUCCACUGGCUUUCAUGACCGUCGUCAAUCCAUGAGCAGACAGCCAUCCUUUACUUACUCAGAGUGGACUGAUGCCAAGCAGGAGGAUUUUUAUGAGCUGGAUGCAGUUCCUGAGACACCAGUGUUUGAUUGCUUCAUGGAUAUGAAGACAGAUGAUGACCCGACUACCCUCAAGGUCAAACCAGUGGGCCUGCAGGAAAGGAGAGGUUCAAACGUGUCUCUGACUUUGGAUAUGUGCACUCCUGGCACCACAGAAACAUAUGGGAUGCUGUUGUCUCCUCGAGACCAGAGUGCACAAGAGUACUUGGAGAAUGCAUCUAACCCUCUCACACCAGCACAGCUACAUAUACGUGCUCUGGAUGAUGCUGUUCUACAAGCUGAGUUCUAUGAGGCACCUAUGAACUUUGUGGACCCAAAGGAAUAUAACAUUCCAGGUGUAGUGAGGAAGAACCGCUACAAAACAAUCCUGCCAAACACACACAGUAGGGUUUGCCUUCAAGGAACAGAGGAGGAUGACUUUCUCAGCACAUACAUCAAUGCUAACUACUUGAAGGGCUAUGGUGGGCAAGAGAAGGUAUACAUUGCCACUCAGGGUCCAACUGUAAACACAGUGGGAGAUUUCUGGAGGAUGGUUUGGCAGGAACACUGCCCAAUCAUUGUCAUGAUCACCAACAUUGAGGAGAAAAAUGAGAAAUGCACCGAGUACUGGCCAGAGGACAGUGUGACCUGUGAAGGCAUAGAGAUCACUGUCAAACAGUUCAUUCAGGCUGAUGACUACAGUCUGAGGAUAUUCACUGUGAAGUAUGAAGGUGAGGAGCGCAGUCUCAGGCACUACUGGUACACAUCAUGGCCAGAUCAGAAAACACCAGAUAAAGCCCCACCUCUUUUACAAUUGGUCCAAGAAGUGGAGGAAGCGAGGAAACAGGCUCCACCCUCUAGUGGCCCUGUUAUUGUUCACUGCAGUGCAGGAAUUGGCCGCACUGGCUGCUUCAUUGCCACUGCUAUCCUGUGUAAGCAGCUUAGACAUGAAGGAGUGGUGGACAUCUUGAGAACCACCAGCCAACUACGAUUGGACAGGGGUGGCAUGAUUCAAACAGCUGAGCAGUACCAGUUUGUGCAUCAUGUUCUGAGUUUGUAUGAAAGACAGCUGACUUGGAGACCAGAAGAAUAGCAUUUGCCACAGCACAUCCUAACCCACUAUCAAUCUGUCAACACUUUACAUCUGCCUGCACAAGACCUCAACAAGUCAAGCAUCUGUUGUGCUCCUGCUAGACUGUAUAAUAGUAUGAUCUAUUGUUAAAUGUUGGGUUAUGUGUAAACCUGCAAGACUUUAACUCAGGGCUUCAACUCCCCAAUAUGUUUCUGUGUCAUCAGAAUCAGUACUACUUCAUAAGGCAUCAUGGGGGACCAGGGCAUGCUCUCAGCUAAAGUUACAUUAACAGUGAACCAUGCCUAUUCCUUAAUGCCGCUCCCACUCUCCACCAAUCCUGACCCUGGCCUGUGGCCUUAAGAUAUUUAAUAAAUAUACACUCACUGAUGACUUAAUUAGGAACACCUGUACAUCUGCUCAUUCAUGCAGUUAUCCAGUCAGCCAAUCAUGUGGCAGCAUAAUGCACUGAAUCAUGCUGAUACAGGUAAAGAACUUCAGGUACACAUCAAAUAUCAGAAUGGGGAAAAUGUGAUCUCUGUGACUUGGUGCCAGAUGGACCACAUGAUGGGCUGAUUAAAUAACUGCAUGAAUGUGCAGUUAUACAGGUGUUCCUAAUAAAAUUUCAGUGAGUUUACAUACCUGACAAUUUUUUUUAAUUAACUGUCAAACUGCAGUAUGAAUUCUUGCUGAGUUAGUAAGCGAUUUUUUUAUAGACUCCCCAAAACUAUGAAGUGCCUUGAAACAGUAUAUAGCUCCAAAUACCAUUCAGUGUACGUUUUUAAAUUUAAAAUAAUUAAUUUAUAAUAUUUUGUUCCCUAUUUAUCUAGUGUCAUAGCUUAUCCAACUUAACUAGAAUUUACUGAGCCUGUAAAAUUAUAUAUUUGAAAUGUAAAAUAUAAAAUGUGAAGUGUCGGUUUAAAAACAUAUGUUUAAAUAAUUCUAACAGUAUUAAAUAAAAUAAAUAGUAGUUCUGAUACAAUACAUAAAUGCCACCCAGAAAUAUUACUGUUUGGUCACACUGAGUACUGUACACACAGGCCCAUAUUAGUCCCAUAAUUUAAA
This is a messenger RNA of Ictalurus punctatus (channel catfish), 3112 nucleotides long. It is a transcript of the gene ptpn5, whose product is annotated as protein tyrosine phosphatase non-receptor type 5. The record is from RefSeq and is a predicted model, not a curated record. Lineage: Eukaryota; Metazoa; Chordata; Actinopteri; Siluriformes; Ictaluridae. The transcript has 13 exons. Gene Ontology annotation, biological process: protein dephosphorylation. Gene Ontology annotation, molecular function: protein tyrosine phosphatase activity. Bases 506 to 2071 code for a protein of 521 amino acids.